Molecule: messenger RNA, 670 nt
Organism: Saprolegnia parasitica CBS 223.65
Lineage: Eukaryota; Oomycota; Saprolegniomycetes; Saprolegniales; Saprolegniaceae
Exons: 1
Coding region: 14-670 (218 amino acids)
Source: RefSeq, a predicted model, not a curated record
CACAAACACGGCGAUGACGACGUCGGCGCUGCUCAGCACGGGCGCGCGGCUCCUCCAGGCAAUCACGUCGCUGGCGACGCUCAUCGCUGUCUUCAUGGCCUUUGACUCGUUCAUGUUCCGCGACAACAGCAAGACGUACCGCUUCAUUACGGUGCCCAUGAUGGCUACCCUCGUCGUGAGCACGGCCGGCUUCCUCUUCGCCGCGUCCUACUGCCUCUUCGUGCUCGCGCUCGACCGGCUGCAGCCCGACGUGCUCGUCGAGCGCAUCGUCGACGGCCUUCUCGCGAUGGCCUUUGCGCUCUGCGGCAUCUUCAUGGCCGGCCUCGGCGGCUGCAGCGCCUCGGACCCGUCGCAGUUCCACUGCGCUACGUACAGCGCGACGAUGGCACUAAACUUUGUCGCCGCCGUUCUCUUUGCCUUUGCCAUGGUCUAUAGCCUCCUCACGACCGAGAUCCCGCACCCGGACGCCGUCGAGAACCUCGUGCCCCGGGGCAACUAUGGCCGCGCGUCGUCGCCCGCCCACAUUAGUCCCAAGGCCGACGAUACGCUCACGAUCAUGCCCCGCGGACAGUUUGGCUCGGUGCAGCCCCAUGCGCGCGGCCACAACAAGCACGACCAAGACAACACGAACGAACUCGUGCCCCGGGGUAAAUUCGGCUCGAUCGUGUAA